This is a messenger RNA of Coregonus clupeaformis (lake whitefish), 3809 nucleotides long. It is a transcript of the gene orc1, whose product is annotated as origin recognition complex, subunit 1. Gene Ontology annotation, biological process: DNA replication initiation; mitotic DNA replication checkpoint signaling. Gene Ontology annotation, cellular component: nuclear origin of replication recognition complex. The transcript has 19 exons. Gene Ontology annotation, molecular function: ATP binding; chromatin binding; ATP hydrolysis activity. The coding region runs from base 213 to 3122 and encodes 969 amino acids. The record is from RefSeq and is a predicted model, not a curated record. NCBI's taxonomy places the organism in Eukaryota, Metazoa, Chordata, Actinopteri, Salmoniformes, Salmonidae.
CCAAUCACGCAAUUUUUCGCGCGAAAGUUAGCUAGUGCAGCGACACAAUCCAUUGUACUAGACUAUUUCUUUUUUUUUGUUAUCUAGCUACGUGUAAAAUAUAACUAGCUAUAUUACUACACUAUAGUGCAUCUUCGUUUAUAUUAAACUGCUUGAAAUUUGAUCAACUUGCCCGUUCGACUCUUAUCAGACUCUCUUCUCUGUCUGCAAUUAUGGUCCGCUACUUUACAAGAUUGAGAGUAAGACGUAUCUACAAAUGGGGCGGAAGACCGACUAACUUCGACAGAAAAUUUAAGAGUUUUGUCUUUGAUUAUUUGAAAAUUAGUGUGGAGGGUCAGGAGGGAGUCACCACUGUAACCCCUGGCCAGUACAUCCUCAUUGAGGGAGAUGAUGAUGACAACCCAUUCGUUGCCAAGCUUCUCAAGUUCUUUGGCGAUGAGUCCCACAAGCAGAAGAAGGCGCUGGUGCAGUGGUUUGUGCGCUUGUCUGAGGUGCCCCGCAACAAGAAGAAGCUGCUGGGCAGGAGUCCCCACCCCCAGGAGAUCUUCUACUAUCUGGGACGUGGCUGUGACGAUGAGAUCAACGCAGAGUCCAUCCUUGGCACUGUGCAUGUCCAGCACGUCCCUGAAGAUACUCCUUUUCCAGAGCCUGGAACCAAGGACACCCUCUAUGUGAAGCUGUCCUGGAACACCAAGGCCUUCAAUGUCUUAGACCCUGUCCUGAUGCAGGAUACCCCUGCCUCACCCCCUCCCAAACCUGCUCUCCCUCAGUUUCCCCCCUGUUCUUCCCCCGUGGCAGCCCCUGUGUCUCGGGGCCCAGUGCGUCAUACCCUGCCCACCCCGGACCCCACAGUGAUGAGGAGAGCAGGGUCUGUGUCUGACACUAGAGCCACCAUGAGCGCCGGAAAGAUGGUCACCCGCGAGGCAGAGUCGAGCCACUCUGCCUCCAAGCUCUCUGCCUCUAAAAUUCUGAGCGCCAAGAGGAGGGACAGCGCUGCAGACACACCGGGUGUACGCAAGAAACUACACCUCAGCAUCGGGUCCAGUCCAGGGAAGAUAAUGACCAGAGAAGAUGACCUCUGUGAGCUCUUGGCUGAAGAGGUGGAGUCAGAGAAAGUUCUGGCCCUCAAACUGAGCUCCUCAGUUUCACACUCCCUCCAGCAUGGCUACAGCCUCUCCCCCAUGAGAAGUGGCCGCAAGACCCCUAACGGCCAGGGGGGGUUCCCCCGGAAGACCGCCUCCAUCAGCCUGGACAGACUGUCUCCUACUGCUCUGGGAGAACAGGACUUCUCCAGUGACCUGUUGCUGGCUGUGUCUCCCCUGGCCCUAGAGGAUGACGUAUUUGAGGCAGGGUUACCUACAGACUCUGGCUCUGCCAAGACCCCCAAGAAGAGACAGGCCACCCCCAGGAGGAACUAUGUUAGGGGGCAGAAAGCUACCACCCCCUCCAGGAGGAAAGAGUCCGCCAUGACCAUGAGAGAGCCGGCUCUGGGGGUGCUGGCGGAGGAGGACUUUGAGAACUCUCCCAAGCAGCCGAUUGCCAUGACGCCUCGCUCCAAGAGGAAGUCAGCCCAGCUGGUGUCAUCACGUAUCAGGAAGCAGUUGAAUCUGAUGGACAAUACCCAGGAGCUAAACUCCGAUGGAGAGGAAGAUGAUGAUGAUGAUGACUGUUUCGUUCCCUCCAAGAAGGACCUACAGAGCAGCAGCGAUGAAGAGAUGGAGGAAGAGCAGGCAGAGAGUGAGGAAGAGACCGUGGUGAGGAAGACCAGAGGAAGACCUCAAAAGACCCCCGCCAGGACCCCAAUCAAAACGCUCAGCAAGAAAGUACGUAUGGCUAUGGUCAACCCCAGUACCCCCCGGACCCCCCGUCAUGCCACUCCUAGUACCCACCGGACCCCCCGUCAUGCCACUCCCAGUACCCCCCGGACCCCCCGUCAUGCCACUCCUAGUAUUCCCAGCCGGACUAUUCCAGCCAGGCAGCCUGGGAACGUCCUGGAGGACGCCAGGGCUAGGCUGCAUGUGUCGGCAGUACCAGAGUCUCUUCCCUGUAGGGAGCAGGAGUUCCAGGAUAUCUAUAACUUUGUGGAGAGCAAGGUCAUGGACGGGACCGGAGGGUGUAUGUACAUCUCUGGUGUUCCGGGAACUGGGAAAACCGCCACUGUCCACGAGGUUAUCCGCUGUCUACAGCACGCCUCUGAUAUGGAUGAAAUCCCCACGUUCCGAUUCAUUGAGAUCAAUGGCAUGAAAAUGACAGACCCUCACCAGGCCUACGUCCAGAUUCUACAGAAACUGACAGACCAGAAGGCGACAGCUGACCACGCUGCAGCCCUAUUGGAGAAGAGGUUCAGUAACCCCGCCCCCAAGAAGGAGACCACCGUGCUACUGGUGGACGAGCUGGACCUGCUGUGGACCAGGAAGCAGAAUGUCAUGUACAACCUGUUUGAUUGGCCGACGCGGCGCCACGCCCGCCUGGUGGUGCUGACCAUCGCCAACACCAUGGACCUGCCCGAGAGGAUCAUGAUCAACAGGGUGGCCAGCAGACUGGGCCUGACCAGGAUGUCAUUCCAGCCAUACAGCUUCAAGCAGCUGCAGCAGAUCAUCAUGUCCAGACUGAACAAGGUCAAGGCCUUCGAGGAGGACGCUAUGCAGCUGGUCUCCAGAAAGGUGGCAGCGUUGUCAGGAGAUGCCCGACGCUGUCUGGACAUCUGUCGUCGCGCCACUGAGAUCUGCGAACACGCCGCCUCGCACCCGUCCUCCACGGGAUUGGUGGGAAUUAGUCAUGUGAUGGAGGCGCUGGAUGAGAUGUUCUCCUCCUCCUACAUCACAGCCAUCAGGUGUGCAUCGUUGCAGGAGCAGCUCUUCCUGAGGGCGGUCAUUGCUGAGUUCAGGCGGCUGGGACUGGAGGAGGCCACUUUCCAACAGGUGUUUGUGCAGCACCGGGCUCUGUGUCGUGUGGAUGGCCUGCAGCCCAUCAGCGUGUCCGAGGGUCUGGCAGUGUGUCAGCGUCUGGGGGCGUGUCGUCUGCUGCUGCUGGAGGCCAGCCGUCUAGACGUGCUACAGCGGGUCAGACUCAACGUCAGCCAGGAUGACGUGCUCUACGCACUCAAAGCUGUCAGAGACUGAGCACCACCGGGUGUCUGAAGGUACAGGGGGGAGGAUGAGGGUCUGUGGUCCUAACUCAAGAAUGUGUUAUUGGGGCCUAGAAGGGAACCUGCUCCAUCUAUACCAGUCAACUUAUUGUUUUACAACAACCAAUAUCCCUCUCUCACACUACAACUCAUCAGGACCACCGUUGGACCACAUAGUCCCAUGCCUCAACCACAUGCAAUAGUACUGUACCACUCAGGAAUGGGAAUCCCACAGACGGACAUCUGUGUCUAUGGUGGCUCAGUUUGGUUUGAUGCCGUCUUCUGAGAGGUUUUAGGACAUCCUCUGUUUUAGUAUUCUUUUACGAAUGCUUUUCAAUGUCAUCGUUGUCAGCACAAUACAUUUCUGGAAGCUCUUGCAGUGUACUUAAAUAUUUGAUGGAAUUCUGUCAUAAUCCAAGAACACAAGAAAUCAUGACUUCUAUUAAAUAUGUUUUACGUUUGUUUACUGAAAAUUGCCCUUGUUACAAACUUUAAGGAUAUUUAGAUCUGGUUUUAACUCGUUGAUGGGAGGAGAGCUAGUUUCCCAUCAGUUAGCAAUUUGACUUUCCUCUUUAUCCUUAUUCAAACAUUUUAAAGUUGCUCUUGUUGGUUUUAGGAUGUUCUUGAUUAUUGUUAUGUGUGAAUAUUGUAUCUACAAAUGUAAUAAAGAUAUUGAACAAUA